AUGUUUAAAUUAAAGACAUUUUUUGGUAAGAAAAAACAAGAUAUAAAAGAAUCAGGGGAUUCAAUCAAAAAACAACAACCAAUUGUAAAUAAUGACAAAAAAUCAAAUGUUGAUAAUAUAAAUAAUGCAAAUACAGAUGGAUCGACAUCAAGUUUAUCGAAAACUAGUUUAUCGAGUUCUAUUGUCGCAGAAGGAGAUGAUAUAGCUGUAGUUAAUAACAAGGACAGUAGUAGAAAAGUACCUGAUGAAUCAGUUCCACCACGUACUACAAAAAGGGAACAUAUUGAUAUUGAUCUUGUCAGUAGUGGUUCGAAUAUAUCAAAUGCUGAUUUACUAUCAGGUGACGACGACGACGACGAUAGUCAACUGAAUAUCCCAGAUGCGAUAUUUAUCGAACAAAACGAAUUGAAAGGGUAUAAAUUAAUAAACAAAAUUGGUACCGGUGCCUUUUCAAAAGUGUUCAGGGCUAUUCCUUCAAAGGAAACAUUCGUUAAUAAACAUUAUAAUGAAGUCGCUAUAAAAGUGAUUAAAAAAGAUGACUUAGCAUCGAUUACAGGUAAUACUAGUGCAUCUAGUAUUAAUCACAAUGAUAAAUCUUUGAAAAAUCAAAAAAACACAAAAAGUUCAUCAAGAGAACAAGUAUUAAAAGAAGUGGCCAUUCACCAAGCUGUCUCUACAAAUUGUGAGAAUAUUGUUUCUUUCGUAGAGUUUCAAGAAAGUGAAGGUUAUUAUUAUAUUGUACAAGAAUUAUUAAGCGGUGGUGAGAUUUUCAGUGAAAUUGUUAGAUUAACUUAUUUCAGUGAAGAUUUAGCAAGGCAUGUCAUAAAACAAUUAGCAAUAGCUGUGAAACAUUUACAUUCAAUGGGUGUUGUUCAUCGUGAUAUUAAACCCGAGAAUCUUUUAUUUGAAACAAUUGACUUUGUUCCUUCAAAGAAACCACAGCUAAGAAAAUCAGAUGAUCCCAAUACUAAAGUCGAUGAAGGUGAAUUCACUAUCAACGUCGGUGCCGGUAGUAUUGGUACAGUUAAAUUAGUUGAUUUUGGCUUGUCUAAACAAAUACAUUCAGCAAACACUCAGACUCCAUGUGGUACCAUUGGUUACACAGCUCCAGAAGUUGUUAAGGAUGAAAAAUACUCAAUGAAAGUUGAUAUGUGGGGGAUUGGUUGUGUUUUAUAUACGAUACUGUGUGGGUUCCCGCCAUUUUAUGAUGAAAAAAUUAAUGUCCUAACUGAAAAGAUUGCAAAUGGUAACUUCACAUUUUUAAAUCCAUGGUGGGAUGAAAUUAGUGAUGGUGCUAAGCAUGCGGUUUCUAAAUUACUAGAAGUGAACCCAGAGAACAGAUAUGAUGCAGAUGAAUUUCUAAAUGAUCCAUGGUUGAACAAUUACGACUGUUUAAAGAACCACCCUGAACAUCAAAACGAAUUAGUCGCAAAACAACAAAUGCUGCAAAAGAAGAAGAAACGCAUGUUGAAGAAAGUAUUGCAAAAGGACAACUCAAUAUUGUAUUCCCCAGCAGCUGUUGCCAUGAGAGAUGCAUUCGACAUCAGUAAUGCAGUACAAAGAAUUGAAGAUGAUAGAUUCAAUAUGAACAAAACGCUUGAUGAAUUGAAUGAGGAAGAGGAAUUGGAUAUCCAAUUUGACAACAGCAAGGCUAACCCAUUCAACGUUAAUAAACUAGAAGAGGAUAUGUUUGAAUUGAAAUUAAAUACAUCCACAAUUAUAAACAGAAGGAAGAAUAAAAACGCCCCAUUAGCAUAA
Molecule: messenger RNA, 1758 nt
Organism: Tetrapisispora phaffii CBS 4417
Lineage: Eukaryota; Fungi; Ascomycota; Saccharomycetes; Saccharomycetales; Saccharomycetaceae
Gene: RCK2
Product: serine/threonine protein kinase RCK2
Exons: 1
Coding region: 1-1758 (585 amino acids)
Biological process (GO): protein phosphorylation
Molecular function (GO): ATP binding; protein kinase activity
Source: RefSeq, a predicted model, not a curated record